Molecule: messenger RNA, 1578 nt
Organism: Blepharisma stoltei
Lineage: Eukaryota; Ciliophora; Heterotrichea; Heterotrichida; Blepharismidae
Source: the annotation of a GenBank genome assembly
AUGGAAAUAUCACCGGCACAUAAACGAUCUUCUUCAGUCAAGAGAACAACUCAGAGGAGGGCAAAUACAGCUUUAAAUAAAACUUCAAUAUCUUCGACUACUGAAAGAAAAAUCAAGCUUUUUAUGAAUAAUCAUGAGUCUGGACAAUUACUUGAUGUUUCGUAUUCAAUACCGAAGGUCAGAUGUUUUCUUCCAAGCCAAGAAAAAGUGGAGGCUUCCGCUAGGCUCAUUUUGCUUAGAAAAAGAUUAGAUAAAAGCAAACAGUCGUUUUUAAAAGAAGAUAAAGUCUUGUCUGUUAUGAGAAGGGAGCUGAAUAACUUAGCUGAGCUUAAAAUUAAAAAGCAAAGCAGCGUUGAAGAAACCCUGAAAAAUUCAGAAAAACUUGAGAGCAGGAUUGAAUGAACCAAAAAGCAGCAAGACGAAGAAGAGAAAAAUAGACAAAUUUAUUUACACAUAAUAGACAGAAUGAAAUCUGCUUUAUUUCAUCUUGAAAAAAAAAGUUUAAAUUUCAAAGCUACCUUGCAGUCUCAAAACUCUGUUUUGAAAUUAGAAUUUGACAAAAGUUUAAAAUCUAAAGAAGCUAAGCUGCAAAGUCGCUUUGCCUUGACAAAAUUCCAAUCAAAUCUUAAUUAUGAAAGUCAGGAAAGACUGAAUGCUAUAAAUAAUGCUGAAAAAGACUUAAAAAACAGAGAACUCUCUAUAAUAAAAAAAGAGGAAAAUAAAAAACGACAAGAAGAAUAUCUUGAAAAAGCAAUUAUUGAUGACCAAUGUGCCCAUUCAGUUGGUCUGAGAGAAAAAUACCUUAUUCAUAAGAUGUGGUUUAAUUUGAUGACUUUUCAGUUUCAAAAAGAGCACGAAAAGUGAAAAAUUCUUGAAGAGGCUUUUAUAAAAAUGAAAAUCUCGACAGGGCUUAAAGAUAUAGAAACAAUGGUAGAGAGAUUUUUAACCAAGGAACAGUCAUAUCAAGAACUUUUAGUUUCUGUAAAGCAAAAAGAAACAGAAUGCACAGGCUAUAAACAAAAAAUUGAAGGUUUACAGGUAAAAAUUGAUAUUUUAAAUAAAGAAGAAAGCGAGCCGAAAUCAAAGACGAAUGAAGAAGAAAAAAAAAGAAAUGAAAUUUUGAAAGCAAAAAAAAGGGUUGAAGAACUUGAAGCAAAGAGGCUAAAGUUAUAUAAAACUACUAACAAAAUCAAAAUAUGGGCUGAAAAAAUGGCUAGUGGUAUACACAAAUCGGCAAGGUCAGGCGUAUUUUUAACGGAAAAUGAAAAUUCAGAAGAAAUUGUAGUGUCUAAUGAGUUUAUAGAGAAUUUACGAAAAAUAAGGAAUGAUGUAAGGCAAGCUCUUCAAGGCGUUUAUUCUCAUAAAGAAAAAAUCCCAGAAUUUUUGUCUGAGGUAAAAAGAGAGAGUAUGGCAAUAAUUAUUAAUAAAGCUCCUGAGGUAGGAAAAUCUAUUAAGAUUACUCCAGAGGAAGAAAUCGAACUUAAAGACUUAGUUGGAUUAGAUGAAUCGCUUGUAUUAGAAGAAACUCUAAAAAAAUCAAGAAGGAGUUCAGCAAAGAGCCAAAUAAAUAAGCCAUAA